Messenger RNA from Magnolia sinica, 2343 nucleotides. RefSeq names its product dicarboxylate transporter 2.1, chloroplastic. Gene Ontology annotation, molecular function: transmembrane transporter activity. Gene Ontology annotation, cellular component: membrane. The record is from RefSeq and is a predicted model, not a curated record. Bases 51 to 1757 code for a protein of 568 amino acids. Gene Ontology annotation, biological process: transmembrane transport. The transcript is spliced from 5 exons. NCBI's taxonomy places the organism in Eukaryota, Viridiplantae, Streptophyta, Magnoliopsida, Magnoliales, Magnoliaceae.
CAUCGCGAGGCCCCAGGCUUUGAAGAUUUCGCUCCAGAAAAAAAAGGGAAAUGGAGAGCCUCGCGCUAUUCUCUACCACCACCACCUUCACUUCUCCUCAUCGCUAUCCAUCUCGAAGAGCUCUCCUCAAAUCUACACCGUCCAUUUCCCUCUCUCUCACCCCUCGCUCCACCAACGCCCUCCGAUCUCCAGCUCCAUCUCCGACCCCCUUCUUCAUCUCUCCUCUCCGUUUCUCCCAUUUCAAAACCAAACCGUUCCUCUCUCCUCCUAAAUCCUCCCAAAAUCAGACGCAAACCUCCUCCGAUAAAAACCCUAACCCUAGCCCCGCUGCCAGUAUCCAAGGCGCCAAGCUUCUCCCCCUUGCGAUCUCGGUCGCAGUCGGCCUCAUUGUCCGAUUCCUCGUUCCGAAGCCGGUCGAAGUCUCUCUCCAGGCAUGGCAGCUCCUCUCGAUAUUCCUGUCGACGAUCACGGGCCUAGUUCUCGGGCCGCUCCCUGGCGGGGCCUGCUCAUUCAUCGCUCUCACCACGUCAGUCGUCACCAAGACCCUGACCUUCUCGGCUGCCUUCUCUGCGUUCACCAGCGAUGUCAUCUGGCUGAUCGUGAUCUCGUUCUUCUUCGCCCGGGGGUUCGUGAAAACUGGGCUUGGGGACCGGAUUGCAACCUACUUUGUGAAGUGGCUCGGGAAGAGCACUCUCGGGCUUUCAUAUGGGCUGACGAUUAGCGAGACACUUAUUGCUCCAGCGAUGCCUAGUACGACCGCGAGGGCUGGGGGUGUGUUCUUGCCGAUCAUCCAGUCACUGUCGCUCUCUUCAGGUAGUAGGCCUAGUGAUCCGUCGUCGAAGAAGCUUGGGGCGUAUCUGGUCCAGUCGCAAUUUCAGUCAGCUGGUAACUCAAGUGCUCUUUUCCUAACUGCAGCAGCUCAAAACCUACUAUGUCUCAAAUUAGCAGAGGAACUUGGGGUCAAAAUUGCCAGUCCAUGGGUUUCCUGGUUUAAGGCUGCAAGUUUACCUGCAAUUGCUUCUCUUCUAGCUACCCCAUUUAUUCUAUACAAGAUAUUUCCCCCAGAAAUCAAAGAUACGCCAGAUGCACCUGCUAUGGCUACAAAGAAGCUGGAUCAAAUGGGACCUGUCACUAGGAAUGAAUGGGUGAUGGUUGGUACAAUGCUUCUUGCAGUCUCAUUAUGGGUCUCUGGAGAUGCUCUUGGCAUAGCCAGUGUUGUCACGGCGAUGAUUGGUUUGUCCAUACUUCUGUUGUUAGGAGUGCUGGAUUGGGAUGACUGCUUAACUGAGAAAUCAGCAUGGGAUACGUUGGCAUGGUUUGCGGUUCUGGUUGGCAUGGCUGGCCAGCUGACAAACCUUGGCAUAGUGACGUGGAUGUCUAACUGUGUGGCCAAGUCUCUUCAGUCCUUCUCGUUAAGCUGGCCAGCUGCAUUCUGUGUUCUUCAGGCAGCAUAUUUCUUCAUCCACUACCUAUUUGCAAGUCAGACUGGGCAUGUAGGAGCCUUGUACUCUGCAUUCCUAGCCAUGCACUUGGCAUCUGGAGUUCCUGGGGUGUUGGCGGCACUUGCAUUGGCAUAUAAUACAAACCUAUUUGGUGCACUCACACAUUAUAGCAGUGGUCAGGCUGCUGUAUAUUAUGGAGCUGGCUACAUUGAGCUGCCAGAUGUUUUCAAAGUGGGAUUCAUAAUGGCUGUGAUCAACGCUGUGAUCUGGGGAGUGGUUGGGACCUUCUGGUGGAAGUUUUUGGGCCUCUAUUGAGCUGCAGUAUAGUACAAAGUAGAACCUUCCAUACAUUAAGGCUAUGGAUAAGGGGUUACUGUACACUAAGCAGGCCUCAACAAAAUCUGGUAAAGAUUUGGCGCUCCUAGAGAAUAAUGAAGACAUCUGAUUACAAACAGCCAUGAUCUCAACCAAACAAAUGAUUAGCGAACCCAGUAGUUAGGGGUGGCAAUGGGCAAUGGAGCCCAACCAUAUGGCCUGGGCUCCUAAACUUGGCCAAAGGGUCAGGACCAGCCUGGCCUAGCCCUUAAUUUUUUAGCUGUCAAUUUAAUAAGGUGGGUUUUUUUUUUUUUUGUAAUUUAAAUGAUACUUUCGUAGGAUGAGGUGGUUAAUACUUAUUGAUGUAGGGCAAGUCAAGGACAAUCACAUUGAUGGUUAGGAUCAAAAGAAAUUGGGCUAGAAAGUUUGAUCAAGGGCCCACAUGCACACUAUAUCUUUUGAGGGUCAUAACUUUGUGACUGGUUAUCCGUUUCGUGCGUGUAAUAUAUUGUUGGAAAGUUAUCAACAAGUUUUACAUGCUUGCCAAUGGCAAAUGCCAUUGGCUCCCAAACUGUUUUUGUGCUCA